AAUUUGUAAUGAAAAGAAUCCUAACCGCUUGUUUGAUUCUCACUUUGGUGAUGCUAGUUCAGGCUCAGUACAACGAGGAUUUUGCAAAAGAAGUGUUUUAUAUUGCUCUUUUAGCAAACUGCAAAGCUGAUAAAGUCUUAGCUAAUGAUUGCGGCCCAGCUUCUAAAUUUGUAGUUAGUGAUUUUGGAAUGGAAGUUCUACAUGCUUGGAAGAAUGAGGAGGGUAUUAAUGGUCUUACUACUGUGAUUGUGAAGAAAGAGAAAGCGAAGACGAUUUAUGUUGGAUUAUCUGGGACUAAGCAUAUGGCACAGCUAGUUGCAGAUAUAGUCACUCCUGAUGCUGUUGAUUAUACUCUUCAUUCUGAAGCGAAGGGAGCCCAAGUUAUGAAAUAUUUUAAUGAUAAGUAUACCAAGAACUUCCGUGUGAAUCUAAUAGAUCAUAUUAAGGAAGUUCAGAAGGAGUACCCUAACUUUGAUAUUAUCUUCACUGGGCAUUCUUUGGGUGCAGGUAUGGCAACACUUGCAUUGGCUGACUAUUCACUUCUUGGUCUUGGUAAGGACAGAAAUGUAUAUGGAUAUACCUUUGGGCAACCAAGAGUUGCAAAUUACAAAUUAUUCGAUGCAUUUUUACCAAAGGUGCAAGGAUUCUACAGAGUUGUUCAUGAAAAUGAUAUUGUGGCUCAUGUUCCUCCAUGUAUUGUAGAUUCUGAUUUCAACUGUAAAAAAGAAGGAUUGUUGCCCAGAUUUUAUCCGUAUCACCCUCCUGAGGAAAUUUGGUAUAAUGAAGACUGGACUAAUUAUUCUACCUGUGAUAUUGACCUUGGUGAGGACCCUAAGUGCUCUGAUAAGGGUAUGAAUGACAGCUUAAGAGAUCAUGUAGAAUACUUCAAUGUUGCAGAUAUCGGAAUAUUCAUCGGUGGUGAUUAUUAA
Moneuplotes crassus is the source of this 929-nucleotide messenger RNA. The record is from the annotation of a GenBank genome assembly. Lineage: Eukaryota; Ciliophora; Spirotrichea; Euplotida; Euplotidae.